CCUGCAUUGGGGUCUUGUCAUCGAAAUGUAAUUUUCAUCCGGCGUUUGGUUGCAUACAUGCAUAUGAUUACCAGCGUUAACAACAAAAAUUAAUGGCCAUCAGGUUGGGCUUGACAUUUUGUCAAAUACUUUGAGCGCGCCGGAGCUUCCAUUGCCCAUCGUGCCCACCACCAGCUCCCGUCGAUCGUGGACGCGCCCGACUCGCUGUCGUGGCCGUUGCCGUGCCCGGCUCGACGCUGUGGCCGUGGCCGCGCCCGGCUCGCCGCGGUCGUGGACGAGCUUGAGCUGACUCAGGCGGAAUCAAACACGCCUUCCGCUUGUAUGCGGGCAACCAUACAAAGUUAGCUCAGAAUCAAUCCAACCGGAACACCGAAGACCAACGAUGGAUGUCGCCGUGGUGAAGCAACUCAGGCGGAUCCGCAUGCUGGGCCGCGGCGCGUAUGGCACUGUUGUUUGGCUCGCGUCCGACAAGGCCUUCGGGAAGCUCCUGUCCGUCAAGUCCGCCGGUGGCGCAGCGCAGCUGGAGUGCGAUGGCAGCGUGCUCAGCGGGCUUUGCUCGCCGCACAUCAUCCCCUGCCUUUGCUCCCGCGCCGCGGAGAGCGGCAAGUACCAGCUCUUCCUCAAGGUCGCGCCCGGCGGCUCGCUCGCCGACGAGGCCGUCAGGAACGGAGGCUGCCUCCCGGAGUCCGCCAUCCGGGCCUACGCCGGGGAUGUGGCCAGGAGGCUGGAGUGCGGCGAGUACCAGCUCUUCCUCGACGGUCGCGCCAGGCUGACGGACUUCGGCUGCGCGAGGGCCGUGGACUCCCUGCUCCCGAUGGGCGGCACGCCGGCGUUCAUGGUGCCGGAGGUCGUGCGCGGCGAGGAGCAGGGGCCGGCGUCCGACAUCUGGCUCUCGGCUGCACCUGUCAUCGCCGUCGCCGCGGGCGCCGAUGGACGGGAUCGCAGUGGAGUAGAGGGAGAGAGAGGGAAUUGAGGAUUAGGGAGAGAGAGGGGGAUUAACUUGAGACACACAUCUCCAGAGAGCCACCCACGUGCGCCUCGAAGCAUCGCUCGGGCCUGACUCUCGGAAAACUGCCGAUUCGGCCGUUCCCAACGGGCCAGGCCCAGGGGUGCUUUAAGAACCGUGCUAUGCGGGCUCAAUAGUGUAUGCGGGGAACCAAUCAACUGAGGUCCGAAAAGAUGCUGCACCACACGAGCCUGGUUGGGCUCGAUGCAGGCAACCAAACUCGCCCUAGCUGAAUACAUCAUGACUCUUGUCUUCUUCCAGUUUUAGUGAUUUACUUGGCCAUGAUCGCGUUGCUGUGCCUGUUUGUUUUAUGUGACUUGCUCAUAUAUUU
Messenger RNA from Aegilops tauschii subsp. strangulata, 1337 nucleotides. RefSeq names its product mitogen-activated protein kinase kinase kinase 17-like. The record is from RefSeq and is a predicted model, not a curated record. Lineage: Eukaryota; Viridiplantae; Streptophyta; Magnoliopsida; Poales; Poaceae. Gene Ontology annotation, molecular function: protein kinase activity; ATP binding. Gene Ontology annotation, biological process: protein phosphorylation; signal transduction.